UUAGGUAGAUUCAAAAUCUAAAAAAAAAAUUGAAACAGAGCGGGCGAAAGUAAAAACAGCAAAAGGAGUGAAAGUAGAGAAUUAAGAGCGAACAAGUUUGGGAGAGAAGUAGUCGGGCAAUUAUACAGAGUAAACAAUUAAGAGAGAGAGAGGGAAAAAGAAACCGGGAACAUGAGAUAAAGUAUAAAGCACAGAAAAGAAAGAGGAUAAAGUAAUAAGAGAGUGAGAAAGAAAGAGAGAGAGAGAGGGGAGUAUGUGUAUGUGUGAGCGCAAUUAAGAAAAGCGGAGAAGAGGGAGGGAACAUGAGAGAGAUAGAGUGAGAAGAUAAACAAGGAAGAGAGAGAGAGAGGGUGAGAGACUGAAAACGUGUCUGUCUGUAUGUUAAAGCGCAUAAGCAGACACAGCACGUCUCGGGCAAAUACGAACACUGAAACUUAUUAUAUAUACACACAACACAAAUUUUAUAAACACAUUAUAGGGAAAAGCAGAAAGACAUUAAUUAUACACUCAUGCGGCGACAAAUCUAGUUCUAUAUCUGUGGAAUUCCCUGCAGUAGUAAGCUGGCUGGCUGCAACUUUACCGAAAACUGCUUCCUGCUGCCAUGGAAGUAAUAUUGCACGAGGAAUAGCAUCAAAAUACUCCCCCAGAUUGUGUGUGAACAUCUACGUGUCUCGUGGACCAAAGAAUGGUAAUACAUGUACACAAUGUCAUCGAUGGAGAACAGCUGACCUUUGCCUUACCUCUUCUUGUUGGAGAGGUAGUCUCAGCCGCACCAGGAAAGUCUUCUUCUUCUUCUCCUUCUUCCUUUUCUUCUUCUUCUUCUUCCUCACUCGACAGCCAAGUGCAGGUAUGGAACAAAAGCAGCGCAUCUGGGAAGACUCUCAGUUGGCUCCUUGUGGAGGGCUGUUUCAAGGCCCUGGUUCAUCUCGAACUGGGAAAGAACUUGGUUCACAUCAAAUUUGGAGAGGAGGAAGUUAUCCUCACCUUGUUUCUCAUCAAUCCUCACUUUACUCAUUUUGUGCGUCCCGUUUACAUCAUCUGUGCCGAUGACAGUGGUGAGUUCCAAGGACCCCCAGGGGAGGACUGCACUGCUGAAAGUGCACUGCGUCGAAUUGCAUUUGCUGCACAACUGCUUCAGACAUUCACUGCCGAAAAAUUGCUGGAGCAUGGUUUCCAGCGACAGACAUUUCAAAUCGAGGCAGAUCUGCAUACAAACAAACCAAUUUGCCACCUGUUUCGAAGCAAACUGCAAGUUGAGGAGGCCUCACAGAUGACAGGCCAACAAUUGUGGACAUAUUUCGCUAAGGAGCUCAUGAUGUCACCACUGUUUGAUCGAAAGGACUUGUGCAAGUGGUAUUGUUUCAUGAGCUUCACUCGCUACAAACCCCCUCCAGGGAACAUUCCUAAAACCUACAGUCAAAUCCUUAAAUAUACCUCAGGGCACACAGCACUAGGUGGUGGUGGCUUAGCAUUAUUUGGUAGCGGCAACUUACACACCUGGGCUGAGGAACUGCAGCAGUUAUCGUUCCGCUUCACAGAUUGCAGGAAAAUAAAUCGUUCCAAACUGAUGGAUGACAGUGCAUAUCGCGAAUAUUACUGGGCCAACUAUUCUACAGGCCUCGGUUCAUCUUUACAUGAGCUGGGCCACACAUUUGAUCUGGCCCACACUAAAACUGGCGUCAUGGCACGGGGCUUUGAUGACAUACAUCGAGUCUUCACGGUUCAAAGAUCACAAGUUCACAAUUCAGAGCGCGAAUACAAGGUACCAAACCAGACAGGUUCACCACGGUUGUUGCCCCUUGGAGAAAUUGGUGGGCCUCCACUGGAAAGCCAUGCUCGCCAUUAUCGUGAUGCCUGUUAUGGGAGUCCCUUUAAAAGGGUGGUGUCACAUGUCUCAACAGUGAACAACAACAAUGACAACAGCCACAACAGCACCAAUACCAACAACGCCAACAUCAACAACAAUAACAAAAGCAACAACAGCAGCAGAAGUACUGCCAACCAAUCGCCACCAACAUUGCUGCUGAAGGUGGAGACUGACUUUCGACCCGUCGCAUCACAGACCUCAUUGACGAUGUGUGUGAAGAAUUACGAUGGUACAGAGACGCACAAGACCAUCCUUCAGGACGAAAGGCAGGAGACAGUCAAGGAGGUGACUGUCUCCCAAGAUGGUAAGGUGCUUGCCAGAAAGUACACUCGAACAGAAAAAUGGUUUAAAUAUCUUAAACAUGUGGUGCAACCUGGUGGCCAGUUAUUGUAAGGGAGAUAAUUAUAU
This is a messenger RNA of Octopus sinensis (East Asian common octopus), 2275 nucleotides long. Its product is annotated as putative zinc metalloproteinase C607.06c. Bases 686 to 2260 code for a protein of 524 amino acids. The record is from RefSeq and is a predicted model, not a curated record. The transcript has 6 exons. Lineage: Eukaryota; Metazoa; Mollusca; Cephalopoda; Octopoda; Octopodidae.